CCGGACUCUCGCUCUGAGCCUUCACAUCUCAACUUUUACGGGUCUGACUUUUGAGUCCUUUUUAGUUGAAACACUCGUGGUUUAAACGAAAAAAGAAAAGCAAAGAACAGAAAAAGGGACGCCGACGGCAGCCACGGUGCUCCUGUUGCUUCAGUAAAGACACACCGGCACGGCAGCGUGUUUGCACGCCGCUUCCUCUCCCGGUGACUCACGGUCGACGCUCCACUUAAAAAUAAGAGGGGACGUUUCUCCCCCCAACUCUUGUUUCGGGGGAUUUUAGUGGGAGUUUUACCCCCCCUCACAACCCCCACACCCCACUCUCUGUAGUUCCGGACAGUGCUUGGCGUGUGUGUGUUGUUUCAGUGUUCCUGGUGAGAAAACCCAUAGAAGUAAAUAAAAAAAAUAAUAAAUAAACAAAAUGCCACAGUUGUCAGGCGGCGGCGGAGACCCGGAGCUGUGCGCCACGGACGAAAUGAUCCCGUUCAAAGACGAAGGAGACCCGCAUAAGGAGCAGAUCUUCGCGGAGCUCAGCCACUCCGAGGAGGAGGGAGACCUGGCAGACAUCAAGUCAUCUCUGGUCAACGAGUCAGAGAGCAGCCCCAACAGCAACAGCCACGAUGCAGCUAGACAGUCCCAAAUACCGCAAGAUUCAUAUCAUGAAAAACACAGAGACCAUCCGGAUGAUGGAAAACUUCAAGACAUGUACAGUAAAGGGCAUCCGUACACGGGCUACCCAGGUUACAUCAUGAUGAGCAACAUGAACGACUCCUCCUACAUGAACAAUGGCUCCCUCUCGCCGCCCAUGCCCAGAACGUCCAACAAAGUCCCUGUGGUGCAGCCGUCCCAUGCAGUCCACCCACUCACCCCGCUGAUCACGUACAGUGAUGAGCACUUCGCCCCAGGAUCCCAUUCCGGUCAUCAUCCCCAGGAUGCCAACAACAAACAAGGAAUGCCAAGGCAUCACCCAGGACCAGACAUGCCCAACUUCUACUCCUUGUCUCCUGGAGGAGUUGGGCAGAUCACGCCACCGCUGGGAUGGUUCUCACACCACAUGGUGCCGGGCCCCCCAGGUCCCCACGCCACAGGGAUCCCCCACCCGGCCAUCGUCAAUCCACAGGUCAAACACGAGCCUCUGCAUGAAACAGACAUCAUGCACAUGAAACCCCAGCACGAACAGAGAAAGGAGCAGGAGCCCAAAAGACCGCACAUCAAGAAGCCGCUAAACGCCUUCAUGCUCUACAUGAAAGAGAUGCGCGCAAAUGUGGUCGCCGAGUGCACACUGAAGGAGAGCGCUGCCAUCAAUCAGAUCCUGGGACGAAGGUGGCAUGCUUUAUCUCGGGAAGAGCAAGCUAAGUAUUAUGAGUUAGCCCGCAAGGAACGGCAGCUCCACAUGCAGCUCUACCCAGGCUGGUCUGCUCGAGACAAUUAUGGAAAGAAGAAGAAGCGGAAGAGGGAGAAGAUGCAGGAAACGGCCCCCGGUACAGGCCAGAGAAUGAAAACGGCGUACAUCUGAGAAAAUGGAGGAAAACGUAGCAAUUUCUCCACAUGCAAAGCGAAGGCAGCAGCUACGGGCCCUCUGCUAGAGAUGGAGGCCUGUUAGAUUCCAUGAAGACCCUUAAAUCUCCAAAACUGAAGCCUCCAGUUCUCAGAGGACCCUCCUCCCCCCCACCCACCCCCUCUCUCCCCCAC
Molecule: messenger RNA, 1689 nt
Organism: Morone saxatilis (striped sea-bass)
Lineage: Eukaryota; Metazoa; Chordata; Actinopteri; Moronidae
Gene: lef1
Product: lymphoid enhancer-binding factor 1
Exons: 11
Coding region: 419-1513 (364 amino acids)
Biological process (GO): canonical Wnt signaling pathway; regulation of transcription by RNA polymerase II
Cellular component (GO): beta-catenin-TCF complex
Molecular function (GO): RNA polymerase II cis-regulatory region sequence-specific DNA binding; DNA-binding transcription factor activity, RNA polymerase II-specific
Source: RefSeq, a predicted model, not a curated record